AGACCCCACACAACUAAUAAACUCACCAUUGAUUGAUUGAUAACACCAUUACAGUCCCUUCCAUCUAAUUCUAUACAUAGCUUGGGAAUCCGCUUAUAUCAGCAAGCAUUUCCCAUCUCUGAAUUCAUUGCAGGCUGACAAAAAAGGUUGGAGAAUGGCAUUGAAAUCGGGCCUGAAAUCGAUGGGCUUUUGUGGAGAGUUUCGAUUCUGUUUGUUCAUCUGCCUCUGCAUUUCAUCUCUGAUAAAUGCAGAGCAGAGCAGUAUUUUGGCCACCGCACCGGCCGCUUCCGCUCCCGCCACCACCACACCUGCGGCUCCAGUCACCACACCACAGCCUCCGGUCACUGCCCCGAAACCUCCCACCACUACACCUGUAGCGCCGGUCGUUGCUCCUAAGCCGCCAACUUCGCCACCUGCUGCGCCAGUCACCACGCCCAAGCCCCCUGCAGUGGCACCCGCCGUCGCACCGGUGCCGCCGGUCGUGAAACCUCCAGUGGCGGCUCCUACUCCACCCAAGGUUCCGCCGCCAGUGUCAUCUCCUCCCGCCGUCGCUCCUGCAACGCCGCCGGCAGUCACACCAGUUUCUCCUCCGAUUGUUCCGCCGCCGGUUGCCACUCCCCCACCAGCAUUGCCGCCGCCGGUUGCGCCCCCAGUUCCCGCACCUGCGCCGACAAAGCACAAGCACAAGCACAAGAAGCGAAAGCACCACCACGGCGCUCCCGCUCCUACUCCAUCCAGUCCGCCCGCCCCUCCUCUCGCUCCUCAGCCCGCCGGCUCUUCCUCCGAUUUGUUCACUCCUGGCCCCUCACCUGUUUCACCGAACACGGGAAUGAAGAGCGCAUGGAGCGCAACUAUGAUGAUCGCUUCCUCCAUUUUUCUGUACAUUUUUCUGUAAUAUAAGGCGAUGAACAGUGAUAAAUAUUGGCGUCUGCAUAGACAGACAGAGAAAUGAUGUGUGUUGUUUUGGAUCUUCAUAAAACCCGGCUAGCGUGAAUAAUGUCCUGUUCCCCGCCUUUCCUUGAUGGACAGGCGAUUCCGUUCGAUUGUAUGGCUUUUGUAUUAAUGCAAUUGGAAGACUCUGAUUAUUUUUUGUUUGAAA
Cryptomeria japonica (Japanese cedar) is the source of this 1099-nucleotide messenger RNA. RefSeq names its product lysine-rich arabinogalactan protein 19. NCBI's taxonomy places the organism in Eukaryota, Viridiplantae, Streptophyta, Pinopsida, Cupressales, Cupressaceae. The coding region runs from base 155 to 895 and encodes 246 amino acids. The transcript has 3 exons. The record is from RefSeq and is a predicted model, not a curated record.